Molecule: messenger RNA, 420 nt
Organism: Branchiostoma belcheri (Belcher's lancelet)
Lineage: Eukaryota; Metazoa; Chordata; Leptocardii; Amphioxiformes; Branchiostomatidae
Product: CD209 antigen-like
Exons: 2
Coding region: 1-420 (139 amino acids)
Source: RefSeq, a predicted model, not a curated record
AUGUGUCAUGCAGAUUGUCCAAAGGGCUACACAAAGUUUCGAGGAAUCUGCUACAAGGCGUUCAACCACACCACAGCCGACUGGCGUUCGGGCCUCUACUGUUUGUGGGACGCCGGCGGCACCCUCGCCAUGCCCCGCGAUCGGGAGAUCAACGACCUGCUGGUCAGCCUGAAGAAUUCGGUGGACCGCACUGCUCGGUUUCGGUUCGGCCUGCACGAUAGGCUAUUGGAGAACAACUGGCGUUGGGUUGACGGCAGAGGACUGGGCACUGGUGAGUUCAGUGACUGGGGACCGGGUGAGCCUAAUGACUUCGACGGUAAUGAAGACUGUGGCGAGUAUUUCGAAGCACUGAAAGGGAACUGGUGGAACGACGCACCAUGCGAGCUCAGACGGAAAUUCAUCUGCGAAGUUAGGCCCUAG